AUGACAAUAAUUGCUUCAAUCUCUAAAAUUGGUAACAUUAAAUCAUCCUCAUCAUCAUCAAUUGGAUCAGGCAGAAAUUCAGCAAUUUCAUUUGGUAGCAAUAAAAUUGCAUGUGGUGAAUGUGGUGGUAGUUCAAACCCAAUGGGAUCCUUAAUUGGAAAUGUUGCAAACACUGGAGCAGGUAAGGUCUCUCAUAUUCCAGUUACUGUUAUGGUUGAUGCAUCAGUUGCUAUGAAUCCAUCCUCAAUGUUACCAAGUGGUGGCUCAUGUGGUUGUAAUUAA
Messenger RNA from Dictyostelium discoideum AX4, 282 nucleotides. Its product is annotated as coiled-coil family protein. NCBI's taxonomy places the organism in Eukaryota, Evosea, Eumycetozoa, Dictyosteliales, Dictyosteliaceae. The coding region runs from base 1 to 282 and encodes 93 amino acids. The record is from RefSeq and is a predicted model, not a curated record. The transcript has 2 exons.